Molecule: messenger RNA, 2142 nt
Organism: Musca domestica (house fly)
Lineage: Eukaryota; Metazoa; Arthropoda; Insecta; Diptera; Muscidae
Product: alpha-N-acetylglucosaminidase
Exons: 2
Coding region: 26-1618 (530 amino acids)
Source: RefSeq, a predicted model, not a curated record
UAAUGGAUCUCUUUUCAGGUUACGGAUGGGCAAUAUUCGCGGAUGGGCGGGGCAAAUGCCAUCUACCUUACGUAAAAUUCAAAUGAUACUGCAACGAAAAAUUAUUGCUAGACAGAGGGCUUUUGGAAUGAAGGUGGCUGUUCCUGCAUUCUCCGGUUAUAUUCCCGUGGCAAUGGAGCGGAUUUUUCCAAAUAAAUCCUUUGUUAAAGCCUCUUCUUGGAAUAACUUUUCUGAUAAUUACUGUUGCUCCUUAUUUAUAAAACCUUUUGAGCCGUUAUUUCGUGAAAUUUCGGAUUCAUUUUUAAAAAAAAUAAUAUCUACUUAUGGCACGGAUCACAUAUAUUUCACCGACCCAUUUAAUGAAAUGAAGCCACAAUCUUCCGAUCCUGAAUAUUUAAAAAAUACUGCUAAAUAUAUAUUCGAGGCAAUGCAUGCUCUUGAUCACCAUGCAGUUUGGCUUCUGCAGAGUUGGAUGUUUAAUAACAACGCAUUUUGGAAAAACACUCAAAUAAAGGCAUUCUUAACGGCUGUACCAAGAGGUUCGUUACUAGUAUUGGAUUUGCAGAGUGAACAAUUCCCGCUGUAUGAAAAAACAUUUUUUUUUUAUGGACAACCUUUUAUUUGGUGCAUGCUCCAUAAUUUCGGAGGUACUUUGGGGAUGCAUGGUUCGUCUGAAAAAGUCAACAAAGAUAUAAGUCAUGCCCAAUCAAAAGCCAAUAACUCCAUGGUGGGUGUAGGCAUUACACCCGAAGGCAUUAAUCAAAAUUAUGUAAUGUAUGCACUAGCAUUGGAAAGGGGUUGGGAAAAAGAUCAAUAUAAUCUAACAGAGUGGUUUAAUCUUUAUUCUGAUUCACGAUAUGGCACCCACACACACUAUUUGCACCAAGCUUGGCAGCUAUUAAGACGAUCAGUUUAUUCAUACAAUGGAUUAAAGAAAAUACAUGGAAAAUAUAUAAUUGCGCGUCGCCCAUCUAUACAUCUUGAUGAUUCUAUGUGGUACAACAUUUCAGAUAUCUAUGAGGCAUGGUCCCACAUACUUAAAUCUAAAUGCGACAUUCCUCAUAGUCACAUCAACGAAUAUGAACACGAUUUAGUCGACAUAACUAGGCAGUACUUACAAAUAAAAUUCGGGCAAUUAUAUAAGAAAAUGAUAGACGCGUUUAAAAAGAGAAAUUAUGUUGAGUUUGAAGACUUAACCGACACUAUGUUGACUAUCUUAUUUGAUUUGGAAAAUAUUUUAUCAACAAAUAAAGCAUUUUUGCUAGGAAAUUGGAUUGGAGGUUCUCAUAGUUUGUCGACGAAUGUGAGAGAAAAACUAAUUUUUGAGUUCAACGCUCGUAACCAAAUAACACUAUGGGGACCAAAUGGAGAAAUAGCAGAUUACGCAACAAAGCAGUGGUCCGGUGUUGUCGAAGAUUACUUUUAUCCUAGAUGGAAACUGUUUUUUGAUUACCUUAGAUAUUGUCUACACAAAACCCAGCCCAUUAACCUAACUCUUAUUACCAAUGAUAUAUUAAUUUUAGUGGAAAUCCCCUUCAACUAUCAACGGAAAAUAUAUCCGACAAUCCCAAGCGGAAAUGCAUACCAAACAUCAAAAAAAAUUUUUUUGAAAUGGUAAUUCGUUUCAAUGAUUAUAAAUUUUGUUGCGAGUAGUAGAAGUUGUCAACAAUGGAAGAAAUGCGUGUUUCUUCUGACUUCUUGAUUUGGAUUUAUGGAGACCACAAUAGUCCUUAAGCAUGUAGUGUUAAAUUUCUCACUUAUGUUUACUUCAUGGUUUCUUGGAUUGAAUUACAAAAUUUGAUGGUUUCAUAUUUGCUAAUAAAUGUAUAAAACCUAAUAAAAACUGCUUGUAGAUGUGUGCGCAUGUAUGAUAUGAACACAAGGGAUGAUAAACUUUAAUGCUGCUGGAGACGCAUUGAUAAUAAAGAAUAUUCUCACAUAAACAUGCCCUCAGCUGGGGAGUAAAUAUAGAUCACGACAAUUGUGUGUUGUGUUAGGCCUUUGCAUAAGAAUUAGAAAUGUCAAGUGUUGUAAUCUUAAGCAGAAGCAUAAAAUUAAACCGCCCUUUGAGAUAUGUUUUAUCUUAGCACUUAAGUAAUAUAUUUUUUUCUCAAUAAAAUUAAAAUUCAACUGACAAACGAA